This is a messenger RNA of Stylophora pistillata, 780 nucleotides long. Its product is annotated as piggyBac transposable element-derived protein 4. The record is from RefSeq and is a predicted model, not a curated record. NCBI's taxonomy places the organism in Eukaryota, Metazoa, Cnidaria, Anthozoa, Scleractinia, Pocilloporidae.
AUGACCAAGAACAGAUUCGAAGAGAUUAGUCAGUACCUUCAUUUUAACGAUUCUUCUCAAGAACCACCACGCAGUGACGAUAAUUAUGACCAAUUAUUCAAAGUGUGUCCAAUCAUCGAUAACAUUUUGGAGAAAAUUCAAAAUGUUUAUGAGCCGUCGAAAAACCUUUCAAUUGACGAGGGAAUGAUAGCAUUUAAAGGAAGGCUAUCAUUCCACCAGUACAUGCCCGCUAAACCAAUGAAAUAUGGCAUCAAAGUUUGGAUGGCGGCAGAUUCGAGCAAUGGCUACAUGUCGAAUUUUUCUGUUUACCUUGGACAAGAGGCAAAUGGACAUCGCAUUCAUGGCCUUGGGUAUGAUGUCGUGAUGAAAAUGGCAACUCCUUUCCUAAAUAAAAACAGGCACAUAUUUUUUGACAAUUUCUUUUCAAGUUCUUUUCUCUUUGAUUGUCUUCUUGCUCAGAACACCUAUGCAUGUGGAACUGUUUGCUGCAACAGGAAGGACUUGCCGCCAUGUGCGAUACGAAAGCUUACACAAGGAGACAUUGCAACUGCACAGCAUGGCCUUCUAGUAUUCACUAAAUGGCAUGACAAGCAAGAAAUUUCUUUCUUAUCGAAAAAUGUUUCCCACAGUGAACCCUCCCGACCAGUGCAACAAAAGAAAAAAGGCAAUGUUAUUGAAAUUCAAAAGCCGCAAGUUGCCCAUGUUUACACCGCUUUCAUGGGAGGAGUUGAUCACGCAGAUCAGCUUCGCUCAUUCUACUAUGCAGGCUGGCAAUCAUGA